This is a messenger RNA of Priapulus caudatus, 941 nucleotides long. RefSeq names its product ras-related protein Rab-28-like. Gene Ontology annotation, cellular component: endosome; Golgi apparatus. The annotation marks the transcript as partial. Gene Ontology annotation, molecular function: GTP binding; GTPase activity. The transcript is spliced from 6 exons. NCBI's taxonomy places the organism in Eukaryota, Metazoa, Priapulida, Priapulimorpha, Priapulimorphida, Priapulidae. The record is from RefSeq and is a predicted model, not a curated record.
UAUCUCUCCACACUACGUCAGACGACGUCCAUCGCUACCCGCUACACACAGGAGCAGUUUGGGAGGGAGUACAAGCAAACAAUUGGGCUAGAUUUCUUCCUCAGGCGAAUCAUCGUGCCAGGGAAUGUUCAUGUGGCACUACAAGUAUGGGACAUCGGAGGCCAGACAUUGGGUGGACAGAUGCUGGACAAAUACAUAUAUGGGGCACAUGGGGUCCUAUUCGUAUAUGACAUAACCAACUACCAGAGCUUUGAGAAUUUGGAGGAUUGGAUGCAGGUCGUGAAGAAAACCAUUGAAGCGUCAGCGGAACGUCCACAUCUUGCUCUCGUAGCAAACAAGAGUGACCUGGAACACAUGCGCACCGUCAAACAAGAGAAGCAUGUCAAGUUUGCUCAAGAUCACUCGCUGUCCAGUCACUUUAUAGCUGCGAAGAGCGGCGAUGGGGUGAGUCUCUGCUUCCAGAAGAUAGCUGCUGACAUUCUGGGCAUAAAGCUCAGCAAGCAGGAGCUGGAUCAGCAGCAGAAGGUUGUCAAGGCAGAUAUCGUGGAGUACGGCGCGUCAGAGCUGCCCUCGCGUCCCAGCAACCGCAACACACGCAGUUCCAUGUGUCUCCUGCAGUGAUGGCGUCGCCACGGCAACCUCAACACACGCAGCUCCAUGUGUCUCCUGCAGUGAUCACGUCGCCACGGCAAUGGCAACACGCACAGCUCCAUGUGUCUCCUGCAGUGAUCACGUCGCCACGGCAAUGGCAACACGCACAGCUCCAUGUGUCUCCUGCAGUGAUCACGUCGCCACGGCAAUGGCAACACGCACAGCUCCACGUGUCACCUGCAGUGAUCAUGUCGCCGCAGCAGCCCUAACACACAGUUCCGUGUGCCGUCUUCACAGCAACAGUUGUCUGUGCGUUCCUUGUGCAGUCACAUGGUUCGUGUUGCCGGUAG